CUCGGAAAUCCGAAAGUGAUUCGAGGCAGGGUGCGGCCGGUAGUAGCUAGAGUGGAAUGCCACCGAUCGGCCGCUCGGCUUCCACUUGGUUUUUAUUACUCGGAAUCGUUGCAUACCAGCGACCAAAUUUAGCAACGCCCCGGCAACAGUGACAGUGUCGUCUACUUUUUUCCUCGCGGCGUUUUUCACAGCGCUUCAGAGAGUGCUUAUCAUUAGCGCGGAGUGGAAAAUCGGUGAGAUCGACGCGGUUCACCACUCGUCAGCUAUACCGGUCGUCGGGCGUGACGCGAUGCCGCUCGGUAUCGGUGAAAACGUAUCAGCCACUGGCGUCGUGGUCGUCGGUCGACGGAUGGUGGAGGGCAACAGUGUCGAGUGAAAAAGUGCGUACGGGAGAAGAGCGCCUCGAGAGUCAGAGCGACGCACAAUCCUCGCGGUUCUUUGUUUAUCCACGAUAGGAUAAAAGGGCGCAGGGGCGCCGGGGAGAAUGUCGUCGAACGGCGAGUUCUCGACGAUGUCGAGCGAGGAGGUGCCAUCACUGCCCAAGUCGUUGCCGUCGUCCCGCGAGGCGACAGCCGAGGGUAAUUCGAGCUCCGCGGGGGCAUACAUGGCCCUGAGGGACUUCCUCGACAGAUUCUCACUGCCGAGGGUGGUCCGACUCGAGGGUAGCGCCGGCAGACCAGUAUUGCUCUUUAAACAGCAGCAGCGCUCACUCCGCGUCACUGCCAGUCUGCUGAUGCAUCGCUAUAGACACGACGUCAAGGUGGGCCCCGAGAUUGUCAUCCCUGAGGGAUACCCCGGAUGGUUCUCGGUGAUAUCCGGAAACGGGACGGCAGCAGGAGCCAGAGUUUACCGGAGGGUCGAAACGUUGGUACGAGCCGGAGUACCGGCGUUCCUACUAGCCGCCCCACUCAGGGCGUACAGCCUUACACAUUCGAAAAUGGAAAAUGGCAAUUUGCGGGCUCACUACACGAAAACGACGAUCCGGGCUGGCGAAGUGCUGCGGCUACUGGCGGUUUUCCAAGACAUGAGGCGCGGUAGCUCAGUGGCCUUCAACAUAACGGGUGGUUUCUCGGAGCGCGACCAGUACGCCCAAUGCCUUGACGCCCACGGCCGAGAAGUGUUUGCACCAUUGUCCGCCCGGGGCGAGUUUUAUGCCGUCUGCCUCGGCGAUGGCUCUGCCGGCGGCAACCUCGACACUAGCAGUGACGCUCUUCUCUACAAGGUGCACCAGCUUGCGAGGCGGCAACUACCGCUGCGUGUGCGCCUGAUAGCCGGUCCGCUGCCGGUGCCACUACCGCGGGAGUACGGAGGCCUGAUGCAGCUUGAGUUGUCAACGCGGGGGCCCAUAGUUCUCGGCUGCCUCGUGCCCGAGACGCCGGUCUACAAUCCGGAGAUGCUCGAGCUCCUGGUGGCGGGUAGUGGCGCUCCUAGGGUUCGCCGAGCGAGGCUGGGCUACCCCUCCGAGGCUCGCCUUCUUGCCUCUCCCAAGAUGCAACGGCUCCUCACCGCCUGCAGUAGAGCGAUGGGCGAUCGCGCGACGGAACCGCGGGUGGCCCCGCAAAAGCUACACUCCGAGGAUGAGAACCUAAAGGAGAUGCACCUGAAAAAGAUCAAACCCAAGCCCGAGAGCAAACCCAUCCUGCAAAGUCUACGCGAGGGUUUGGAGCAGCUAAAGAAGCCAGGCCCGCCAACAGCGGCGGUCAGCCGCCCAGACUCGGAGGCCCGGCCACGCAGCGCCAGCGCCGGUCCCGGCCCCACCCCCGGCGCCGGCAUCCUCGAACGCAUCAACAAACUCCGCAAGGCCGGCCGCAGCCGCAACCCCGCCAAGAAGUCGGCCUCCUUCACCUUCGCGGUACGCCCCGAAAUCGCCAUGAAGACCGCCCAAGCCCAGAAGUACUCAAGCCUCGAACCAUCCGAACCCCUCCAGCAUCCCAAACAGCCGACCCCUGGCAAGUCGCCCGUACAACGAUCCGUGUCCACGUCGGUCCUCGAGGUGCCGUCCGUGGAGCUCCAGCCCAACUACUCACGGGUCCGGGACAGCUUGGCGGGAGCACCCCAGCCUACCCUGGCCCCGCCGGACCACGAGUCCCUCGAGCGCCGGCACACCGGUGACGACAUCUACGCUGAGAUCUGCGAGAGCCCGGCUGUGGUGGACCGCCAAUGUCCCGGCAGCCACGUCAUGGCCCGCGUCAAGAUCCUCGUGCGGGACGAGCAGCCGCGCGAGCAGCAGUCCCUCGAGCUCCAGCCGGCGGUCGACCGCAUCAAGAUAUUCGUGCGGAGCAGUCCGGAGUCCCCCGCCGACCGCAACGACGCCAGCGUGCAUCAGAACGACAGCGAGGCUAUUUACAACACGGUCUUCUGACCCAGACCGUCGUCCGUCUCGCUGGCGACCCGUCGUUGCUGGGCUUUUCGACUAUCGUUGUUAUUACUAUUAUUUUUUUCGUUUUUGCCAAAAAUUUCGAAACUCGAGUAUCCAAGACUUCUCUUUCGUUGUGAUUCGAUUGCUCGCGCGAUCCUGCCCUUCCGGGCCACGGUCGUUUGCUCCGUCCAGUUGUGACGUGUGGAUUGACUGUGCGACGCCCAAAGGGGGACGAUAGCUCGAAAAAUAUUUUAAGUGAGAGCGACGCCUAUCAUCUGCCUGCAUGAUGGAGCGCCGGUGUAAUUAUGUACAUGGUACUAGUAAUUCUUAGUUGAUCCGAGUUUAAGAGAGUAACGAUAUAUUUUAGAGUACUUUAUCCGUAAUGUGAUGUGCCAGAUUUGUCCUUGCUAUUUAUGCGACGAAUGUAAAAUGCAAAUGUAAAUCGAUAUAGUCAGAGCGCGUUCUUUAACACCAAAGUGGUGCUGUACUGCUUUGUACAUACAUGGACGUUGUUUUACGUAAUACAAACUAACCACGUUGAAGUAACAAAAGAUAUUAAUUUCUACUAUCUGUAACAACAUAGGUAAGAUAACGAGAAAAACAUGACGAUAGUCGCAUUUAAUGAAAUAAAGGA
Copidosoma floridanum is the source of this 2993-nucleotide messenger RNA. RefSeq lists its product as uncharacterized. Lineage: Eukaryota; Metazoa; Arthropoda; Insecta; Hymenoptera; Encyrtidae. The record is from RefSeq and is a predicted model, not a curated record.